This is a messenger RNA of Aspergillus homomorphus CBS 101889, 563 nucleotides long. RefSeq lists its product as uncharacterized. NCBI's taxonomy places the organism in Eukaryota, Fungi, Ascomycota, Eurotiomycetes, Eurotiales, Aspergillaceae. The transcript has 3 exons. The record is from RefSeq and is a predicted model, not a curated record. The coding region runs from base 57 to 536 and encodes 159 amino acids.
UACCACACUACCACCUCCUCUACCAAACCAACACCACCGCAAAACCAACAGCCAAAAUGAAGUUCACCAUUGCUACCAUUGCUGCCCUUGCCAGCGCCCUCACCGCCACCGCCGCCUCCCUCCCCGAGCGCUUCACUCUCGUCGCCGACGACAACAGCGCCGUCCUCACUGAUGGCCAGUACCUCUACGUCGGCAACGCCACCUCCGACAACCAAGUCCCCGUCAUCCUGACCUCUAACUCGGCCGGCGCUCUCACCUACCUGGCCGACGGCGCUGUCCCAACCGCCUUCCAGAACCUGUAUAUCGUCGAGAAGACCGUGCUGCCCGUGGAGUUCACCGUCCCGCACUCCGGCAACAUGCCCGAGGGCGCCAGCAUGACCGGCUUCGGCGUCAACGACGACGGCGAGCUGACCCACGGCGACAACGCCUACUUCGCCAUCGACGGCUACGGCGAAGCCGAGCAGAAGACCGUCUUCUGGUAUGGCGCUCACAGCUCUGAGUAUGCCAUUGCUUCGCUGAAGGUGAAGGCUGCUUGAGCGUGUACGAGCCUAUGGAAGGAGGGG